Molecule: messenger RNA, 991 nt
Organism: Baudoinia panamericana UAMH 10762
Lineage: Eukaryota; Fungi; Ascomycota; Dothideomycetes; Mycosphaerellales; Teratosphaeriaceae
Exons: 4
Coding region: 109-780 (223 amino acids)
Source: RefSeq, a predicted model, not a curated record
ACAAGCUCCUGGUCAACCCUAACACCAUAUUGCUUUGCGGCCUUCAGCUCUUUCACUCUAAAAGACUCAGCCUCCCGUACUCUGUUACAUUCAUUUGCAGCGUUUUCAAUGAUGGCAUCCAACAUACGUGUGCCGACAUUGGCGUUUGCUGGCUUGUCCAUCUGUCUCAACGCAGCAAUCAUCGGCUGCGCAGGCCGGACACUCAACAUCUUUCACCUACAGCAGAAGAGCAACGACUGGCUCUUGCCCAUUUGGCCUGACCACUUCGACCUGCGAGAAGUUAACACUUUGAUCGGAGCAUCAGCAGCGGUGCUAGUCCUCAAUGCUGUGAUAGCAAUGGCGGUGGUGGUGCAGAGACUGCCGGCGAAUCUGAUCGUACUCCUCUGCUCGACCUUGGGCACAGCUUGCUCGCUGGUGGCCAUCAUCUUCCCAACAAUCUUGCGCUACCACGCUCCAGGGCGAGACACUUUGCAAACGUGGGCGUGCCGCUGGAAUGGGUCGAAUGGCUCGCCCGCAAUGUUCAGCAGUAUAUGCUCCGAAACACGCUUUGCCUUCUACACCACGAUCCCUGUUUUCGUAAUCCAGCUUCUACUUCUCAGCAUGGGUCUGUAUGUGCUCGUAACUGGCGGGCGAGGCCAGAUCUCCAAGGCCAUGAUCGAUGGCGAGAAGGAUCAAAGCCUGCAUGAGUUGCGACAGGUCAGAGGCCACUCGUUCGAGACGAAGAGCGAAAGUCCACAGAGUCAGCAUGUGGCGCAGAUGGGCGACAAGCAGGUUCUGUAGGUGCGAAGCUCCGAUCAUCAUAACAUCAUAAGCGGUAGUAAGGAGCCGGGUCGACAUCCGCACGUGCCCGUGUACGUUCAUUCUUUCCGAUUCCGGUCUUGUCGCGCGGCCUCAUGUUCGAUCAGCCAGAAUUCACUAAGACAUAGAAGAUGGUGAUGUUAGCAUUGUGCCUUCCAGGCGCGGUUGGCACGAGAUUUGGAACAACGUGCCU